ACCUGUUAAAGGACUUUUGUUUGUUUGGGUAUCCCAAACUAACGGGUUAUUAAAAAAGUCCUAUUUUAACUUAAAACCAUUGAAUAAGUGCCUUAAAUUCCGUCCAUGUUUUAAGCCACACUUUUUUUGUCUCGCACCGUAUUAAAGAGAGCUGAAGAAACGCAGGUUAGUUUUGUAAAAUAAAUGGGCGUUAUCGCUCCUAGAUAAGUCAUCCCGAGUCGCAACUCGCAACGCUUUAAGCCACAUGAUUCAUCAAUUGUAUAUAUGAUACGAACGAUGUGUAAGGCAGGUGUUAGUUAAAGUGAAAUCAACGGAAAGUGAAGAUCUCGAUACCAUGUCUAAACAGCUGGGUGUAGUGGGCAUAUUCGUUUGUGUAUUAGUGCUUGUAAAAUCUCAAAAUUACGGUAAUCAAUAUUAUGGAGCCCCAAAUCCACAUUUAGAUCCGUCUUAUCACAUUCCCAACCCAGGAGACAAAGAUUAUCAAACGUACAUAUAUAACAAUAGGAGAUAUGGGCAAAAUCAACCUCACAUGUAUCCAGGUUAUCCUGGAAAUCCAAAUUUAUCUGGCCAAGAUCCGCGGUUUAGAUAUGAUAGGGAAGGCAAUGCAGAACCAAUCCUCCCUGGGAUCUUAGCCGGUUGGAGAGCUGAUUUGCAAGGAAAAGAGAGACCUGACAGUCGUUUAAGAGAUAGAGAUAUAUUUGUUAAGACAAGUCAUGGGCAAGUUCAAGGAUUUAAAGUUUAUUUAUAUGAUACUCCUGAUCCACAGUCUUUAUAUAGACCAGGUACAGAAUUUACUGAAAGAGAACAAGGAGUUACUUCAGUAUUUCUUGGAAUUCCUUAUGCUCAACCACCUAUAGCUGAAGGAAGAUUUAGGCCACCUAGAUGGCACAAAGGAUGGCAAAACAUUCAAGCUGUUGAUUUUGGCCCGGCAUGCCCACAACCAACGAUGUAUACAGGCGCUCAAAAUGGCAUAAGAGACAUGCAUGAAGAUUGCCUUUACCUAAACAUUUACACUCCAACGACAGAAAUAGUCCCAAUGAAAUACCCAGUUAUGGUGUAUAUUCAUGGUGGUGAUUUCAUAAGAGGAGCUUCAAAUUUAUUCCCAGGACACAUAAUGGCGACUUUUUAUAAAGUGGUAGUUGUGACGUUUAAUUACCGUUUGGGUGCUUUAGGAUUUUUAAGUACGGGCGAUAUCAAUUCCCCGGGAAACUAUGGUAUUCUAGAUCAAGCGAUGGCUUUGAAAUGGAUUCAUGAGAAUGUUGAUAAUUUUAAUGGGGAUAGGAAUUCGAUAACGUUAUUUGGACCCGGAGCUGGAGCUGCUUCGGCUGGGCUUUUGAUGGUGAAUCCGGCAACGCGAAAUAUUGUAACACAAGUUAUUGCUCAAAGUGGAUCUGCAUUGGCAGAUUGGGCUUUUAUAAACGACAAAUAUAGGGUGCAAAAUACAAGUAGAGUGUUUGGACAAAUUAUGGGUUGCAGUAUUGAGUCAUCUUGGAAAUUGGUGAAUUGUUUAAAACAUGCUCGAAGUGCUUUGGAGUUAGGAAAUGCUGAAUUCCCCCCUCAUGUUGGAUUAUUUCCUUGGGGGCCAGUUACAGAAAUGAAUUUUUCAAUGCCAUAUUAUGAGGGAUGGUACGAGAAAGAGUGGCAUUUUUUACAAAAUUCUCCUGAAAAUUUAAUACGUAAAGGUGAAUUUAAUAAAGGUUUAAAAUACAUGGCAAGCGUUACCAUGCAAGAAGCAGCUCAUUUUAUAUACAAUAACAAAUCGUUAGCGCCUAAUUAUAUAGUAAACGAAGAAUUUUUCGAUCAAAAGUUAUGGGAACUAGUUCUACGAUACAACUACACCCUAAAUAUGAAUGGAACGUUUGAAGCUAUCAAAUACAUGUAUACUUAUUGGCCAAACCCAUCAAACGUAACUCACAUCAGGGAAAAAUAUAUCGAAUUACUGAGCGAUUUCUUAUACGUAGCUCCAAACGACAAAAUGAUCAAAUUACUGGUUGAACAAAACGUACCUGUUUAUAUGUACGUUUUAAACACAACCGUCGAAUCUUUUAAUACAGAUUUUUGGAGAAAAACUCCUCAUAAUAUCGAACAUUAUUUACUUUGUGGUGCUCCAUUUAUGGAUGUUGAGUUUUUCCCAGAAAGUUUAAGUUUUAAAAGGACCCAAUGGACGAAUAAUGAUAGAAAUAUGAGUCAUUUCUUUAUGAAAGCUUAUACAGAUUUUGCUAGAUAUGGCACACCAUCAUACACAAGAAUAUUAGGUUUACAUUUUGAAAUGGCAGAAAAUGGAAUGUUAAAAUACUUAAAUUUAAAUACGACGUAUAACUCGACGAUCAAAUGGAAUUACAGACAAACGGAAUCUGCAUUUUGGACCAUGUAUUUACCAACUGUUGUUGGACACUUAAUUCCGACAUAUCCUCCAACAACUGAAUUUUGGUGGGAACCAAGGACCCCAUUGCAAGUAGCUUUUUGGAGCAUGGCGACAAUGUGUUUAUUAUUAGUAGUCUUAGUAGUAGUAUGUUGCAUGUUGUGGAGAAACGCAAAAAGAUCAUCAUCAUCGGAUCCAAUCUUUGCGUGCUUCAGUUAGAUUUAGAACAUUAUCUUCUAUCGUUAUAGGCAGUCGGAUAGAUACUAUAAUAACACUUACAUGAAUCAAGUCGAUGAGGAGAUAAGUAUCGCGAAUACGAGGUCCCCAGGGUUCGAGUACACGGACAAACCGAAGACUUCCGUCAAAUCGGGCAGCGUCGGCUCACUGAGAUCAAACAGCCAAAUAUCUUUGAAGGAACUACAAGAGUACAGCGUACCAAAAAAGGCAGCGCCACUGCUACCCAAAAAUGAAAAACAUCGAGCGUAUUUACCAGAUGGUGUUCCACAAACAGAUGUUUAAACAACGAUCUCAUUACUAAUUACAUUCCAUAAAAUGAUUCAAAAACUUAUUAAAAAAAACCAGUUAUCA
Molecule: messenger RNA, 2950 nt
Organism: Onthophagus taurus
Lineage: Eukaryota; Metazoa; Arthropoda; Insecta; Coleoptera; Scarabaeidae
Gene: Gli
Product: carboxyl ester lipase-like protein Gli
Source: RefSeq, a predicted model, not a curated record